GCAGGCAGGAGGUGUUUGAAAACCAUGUCAGCUCCUCCAGUGAUGUAAAGAAGGAUCUCUUACUCUUUUAUUCAAUUUUUGCCUCCCGAUCAGCCGCGGACAUGCGCUCUGUAACUCACUGCUGCGGGAAGCGUUUUUUCGCGAGCGAUGCGCUGGAUUUAAGUGUGGAUUUGCUCCAAGUUUUCCUCGCUGCCCGGCAGAACUCAUGAAACCCUCUUCAGAGCGACGGGUUUAUGGACUCGCGUAUUAGCUAAUGAUGUCUAUGGGUUUCAUGCCUGACAGUCUGAAUGCCUCAGAUCCCGCCAAAUCGGCCUUCCUAGAGUUUGGCCACGGACAUCCGGCGCACCAGCAGCACUCCUCCGGACUCUCUCACAUUUAUCCCGUUCAUGGCUUGCAUGCUGCUGGGCAUUCCCAGCACGAAAGUCCUUUUCCCGGCAGCGCGUCCUAUGGCCGCUCUUUGGGCUACGCCUACCCCGGCACGGUGAACACUCAUCCCCCGUCUGCUUACAUGCCCUACCAGCACAGCAAUCACAGCAACGGCAGCAGUCUGGCCCACAGCAGAUUAGAGCAGACAGAUCGCGAGAAGUCCACGGUGAUCGAGAACAGGGACCUUCGUCUAAAUGGCAAAGGGAAGAAAAUCCGGAAGCCUCGGACCAUCUACUCCAGCCUGCAGCUGCAGGCGCUGCACCAGCGCUUCCAGCAGACCCAGUACCUGGCCUUACCCGAGCGCGCCGACCUGGCGGCCAAACUGGGACUCACCCAGACUCAGGUGAAAAUAUGGUUUCAGAAUAAGCGCUCCAAGUAUAAAAAGAUCAUGAAGCAUGGCAGCGGAUCAGAGGGAGAACAUCUCCACAGCACUAGUUCCAUCUCGCCCUGCUCGCCCGGGCUGCCCCAGCUCUGGGAGGUCUCCAUGGCGAACAAAGGAGCCCAAAUGCACCCAAACAAUUACAUGAACAGUUUUGGUCACUGGUAUCCAAACCACCACCCUCAUCAGGACGCGAUGCCCAGGCCUCAGAUGAUGUGAGCGGAUUGUUUUGUCGGCGUGGCGCAGGCCAGGUGCUCGGGCCAGACUACACUGAGCCUGCUCUCAAGGCCUCUUCUCCGAACUGAUUUGAGUUCAGAUGUGUGUUUGAUAGAACUUCCGUGUAUUUCAUGUGCGUUUUGAAUUCAGUUGUCGCUGCAAAAUUCAACCAGCCAUUAAUUUUUUUUUUUUUUU
Molecule: messenger RNA, 1216 nt
Organism: Chelmon rostratus (copperband butterflyfish)
Lineage: Eukaryota; Metazoa; Chordata; Actinopteri; Chaetodontiformes; Chaetodontidae
Gene: dlx4b
Product: distal-less homeobox 4b
Exons: 3
Coding region: 254-1024 (256 amino acids)
Biological process (GO): embryo development; negative regulation of transcription by RNA polymerase II; cell differentiation
Molecular function (GO): RNA polymerase II cis-regulatory region sequence-specific DNA binding; DNA-binding transcription factor activity, RNA polymerase II-specific
Source: RefSeq, a predicted model, not a curated record